CCGGGGGGCGCCCGGCACUGGCCUGCCAUGCCCCGUGGCCCGCGGCGCCCGCUCUGGGUCUUCCUCCUGCCGCCGCCGCUGUUGCUGCUGCUGCUGCUGCCGCCGCCUCUCCCGGGAGUGUCGAGUGCGGACGCCGAGCAGACGACCGGGGAUCGGGCCGGGCCGGGUUGGCGGGACAUGCAGGAGCGGCUGCGGGAGGCUGCCACCCUCUGCCAGCGGUACUGGGCGCACUUCAGCUGCCGCCUGUGGCCCGAGGACUGCGACGAGGAGACGGAGCGCUCCGGCUGGAGUCUCCCGCUGCCGGGCCAGCAGUACCUGGAUAUUCUAGCAACAUGGUACCACCGCUUUUGGGAAGGCCGCGGGGACUGCAUGAUCUCCAAUGACUUUUCAGGCCUGGAGAUGGACCUGAGGGUGCGGCUGCAUGGCCAACACCUGGCUCAGGAGCUGAUUCCCAGGGCAGUGAGAGAACACCUGGAGCAGCCUGGGCCCCGCAAGGCUCUGGCACUCUCCUUCCAUGGUGGCUCUGGCACGGGCAAGAACUUUGUGGCAGGGAUGCUGGCGGAGCGUCUGUUCCGCGCCGGGCUGCAGAGCCCCUGCGUCCAGAUGCUGAUCGCCACGCUACACUUUCCACACACUCAGUACCUGGACCGCUACAAGAAGACACUGGCUGAACAGAUCCACCAGACACAGGGGCGCUGUGGCCAGAGCCUAUUCAUCUUUGACGAGGCCGAGAAGCUGCAUCCUAGCCUGCUAGAGGCUCUCCAGCCACACCUGGAGCACCAGCACUCCUCGGCCCCAAACACCAUCUUCCUCUUCCUCAGCAACCUUGGUGGCAGUGGCAUCAGUGAGACAGUGCUACAGCUGCUGCAUUCGGGGUUUGCCCGUGAGGACAUCAGGCUGGAGCACCUGGCACCCCGCCUCCAGGCCGAGAUGGAAGCCACAGACGAUGGCUUUGGCAGGAGUUCGCUGGUGACUGAGCCCCUCAUUGACCUCUUCGUGCCUUUUCUGCCACUGGAGGGCCAGCACGUGAAGCUGUGCGCCCGAGACGCCUUCCAGAACCGGGGUCUGGCCUACACUGAGGCAGCCCUUGAGGAGAUCGCCAGGUCACUGGUAUCCGUUCCCAAGGAGCAACCCCUCUUCUCUGCUCAGGGCUGCAAGUCUGUGUCUCAGAGGAUCAGCUACCUCUCACCCUGAGACAGGUGGGCUCGGGGAGGACUAUCAUACCUGGUGUGUAAAAAUUAAAGCCAAAAUUUUUCUAGA
Molecule: messenger RNA, 1260 nt
Organism: Suncus etruscus (white-toothed pygmy shrew)
Lineage: Eukaryota; Metazoa; Chordata; Mammalia; Eulipotyphla; Soricidae
Gene: TOR3A
Product: torsin family 3 member A
Exons: 6
Coding region: 28-1194 (388 amino acids)
Cellular component (GO): nuclear envelope; endoplasmic reticulum lumen
Molecular function (GO): ATP hydrolysis activity; ATP binding
Source: RefSeq, a predicted model, not a curated record